AUGUCGUCGACAUCACCGGCGGUGAGGAACCGUGGACCGCCAGCGCUGCCCGCAGCACGUCCGACCCCCCCCCCCCCCCCCCCCCCGCUACGAGCGAGCAAGCGCGCUGCUGCAAGGACGGCUACGAGUACGGUGUCGGUCGAGGCCCGUAAGGGCAAGAAGAAGGCGUCAGGACGUGCGUCGACGGCAGCUUCGGUCAGCUCAAGCAGCAAGAAGGGCUCUGAGGACUACGGGAGUACAGGACCUAAGAAGAGAGCCGAGGAUGCGGGCGUCGAAACGGACCCCGACGCGGAAGAGAAGGCUGCGCUUCCAAGAGCCAAACGGGCAAAGAAGUCCCCUGCUCCUGUUCCAUCACCCACGGCACGAACGCCCGCGCCAGCCAAGACCGCGGAGACGUCGGGUAACGAUCGGGGUGAGUUCAACCUGAACGAGUUCAUGGCUUCGUUUGAGCCCAACCGAGCUGUGUUAGAACGAAGAGAAGCCGCUGCCCUGCCUACAACGACGCCGGCCCAAGCUUCGUUUCGACAUGACUCGCCAGCCGAGGUUACUGAGACCGACGUCGAGCCGGUCAUGGCCGAGCUCCGAGCGCUGCGGGAGGAGGUUGCACUGCCUGCGAAUGCUUCAAAGUCAAGGUGA
Molecule: messenger RNA, 636 nt
Organism: Phytophthora nicotianae INRA-310
Lineage: Eukaryota; Oomycota; Peronosporomycetes; Peronosporales; Peronosporaceae
Exons: 1
Coding region: 1-636 (211 amino acids)
Source: RefSeq, a predicted model, not a curated record